This is a messenger RNA of Pantherophis guttatus, 1283 nucleotides long. RefSeq lists its product as uncharacterized. The record is from RefSeq and is a predicted model, not a curated record. NCBI's taxonomy places the organism in Eukaryota, Metazoa, Chordata, Lepidosauria, Squamata, Colubridae.
GAGGGCCUGGAGAAAUGAUCAGGGGGAGGAAGGAAGCUAAGGGUUAUGGAGCAGGAAGAAGGAAUCCAAGUGGUUUUAGACCAAAACACAAACGCUGCAGUGAAGAGUAGGAAGCUGAAUGAAACAGUUCAGGAGCAGAUCACAGAGCUGGAGAUAACCAACCAGGAGAAUAUUCUAGAGCAAGAAGAAGGAAUACCAGAAGAUAGCACAGAGCUGAAUGAAGAUAUCCCAGAAGAGAAUGGAAGGGACUGUGAGUUUGUGGCUGGUGCUCGCCCAAAGAUCAAAGAGCAGGUUCAAGGAGGACCGGAAGAAUUUACAGAACCAUCUGAUGAAAUCCUAACAAGGAACGAAGAAUCGGUUGGGGCAGGCCAAAAUUUGUUCAGAGGGUUUUCAAUCGGAACUCACAAGAAAAUCCUGAGGCAGGCUGGGAGAUCCUGGGAAGAAGUCACAGAGCGAGUGGGAACAGGACAGAGCCGGACGGCAGAAGAAGACCGCCAAGGCCAAGAGGCAGGCCUAAAGCUAGUCAGAGACCUGUUGGCAGUUGUCACCAGGUCUGACCUUCCACUUGAGGAAAAGUUGGAGUUGGAAUUUGUGACCCUUCAGUUUAUGAUGGGAGGCAACGUGCAUCUGCUUGGGGAAUUGCAAAGCCAGGCGGUGGUGGAGAACUUCCGACAGGAAGUGUUUGCAAAAUUCCCUAUACCAGCUUUCCAUGUGACCAGCUCAGUGAUCUGUUGCGAUCAAGCUGUCAGCCAGUGGCCUGAAAGGUCUCAGCUCCUGAAUGAAAAUGGCUGCUCCAGACAACAAGAAAGAAUCUACUCCCAGCUCAUCUUCUUCCUGUGCAGAGCUCCUUUCCUUAAGUCUUGGGACCAACUGGAUCGACUGGCUGAAAUGCUACACAAGCUGAAGAACUGCAUCUAUUACAAUCCAGUGGCCUUGGUUGGAGUCAUUGUGCAGGUGGAUCCAGACCCAGGAUUGGAUGCAGAACAGGAGGCCCGAGCACGGCGCUGGCUGAGAUGCUUGCUUGAUGGGUUCUUUUGCUGUGAUUUGUUGUUAGACCACGAUGGGACAGAACCAGAAGUUCAAGUCCAGGUAGCAGUCUAUCAGUCAGGCCAACCCGAAAGAGCUUUAGAAGUCAAGAGAGCAGCUUGUCAGGCAAUCCGAGCAGCCCUGAAGUUCUGAAUGGGCACUACUGAUGACCUCUCUGAUCACAUGAGAUCUCCAGUACUGUGCAAGAUCUCACCAUCCCUGGAACAUCAUUUAAAAUUCAGAUUAUUCCCUCCAAA